This is a messenger RNA of Tetrahymena thermophila SB210, 1080 nucleotides long. RefSeq lists its product as hypothetical. The record is from RefSeq and is a predicted model, not a curated record. The transcript has 3 exons. Lineage: Eukaryota; Ciliophora; Oligohymenophorea; Hymenostomatida; Tetrahymenidae.
AUGAGUUCAUAAGAUAGUUCUACUUGCUAAUAAAGCUGCUAAAAAGGCGAAAUAAAUGAUGAAAACUAACAAUGCGUUAAAUGCUAAGUACCUGGGUGCGUUAAAUGUGAUAUCCAUUAAAUAUGUCUUUAGUGCGAUGUGAAUUUGACUCUUAAUUCAGCUUAAAAUUAGUGCUAGCUAUAAUAAAACAUUUGCUAGAAUAACAUGUCAUAUAUUCUAGCCCCAUAUAGUUAAGACUAAUGCGUUAUUAGUUGUCCUCCAUCUUAUUAUUAGAAUGAAACAACUAAAAUUUGUGAAAAGACUAUUUAAUGCAUUUAAGCAAAUGAUUAUUUCAUGCCCUAUUCUGAUAAAAGGAUAAAAUAGAUAGAAUAAAUAAACAAGAAUCAAUAUUUGGUUAGAGCAACUCAUUGCACAUUCUUAUUAAUGGAUAAUAAUUUAAAUAUAAUUUCAGUCUAAAUCUUAUAAAAUAUGCCAAAUUUUUAUUCAGAGUAUAUGUUUUUUGGCGAGGAAAUGCUCUAAAAAAGUUUCAUAGUUGGCUCUUUUGGAGGUUGUACAGCUGAUAACAGUUUAGUUGUGUUUGAUUUUGAGACUAUGAAUGUUGUAUUCAAUUAAACUAAUUUAGCUUACGAUCAAAAUGUUUAAUAUAUAGAUUAAGCAAACUAAAUAGUUUUUCUAGGUUUCAAUGAAAUUUAUGACAUAUUUUGGUAUGAUGCACUAAAUUAUAAUCUAAAUAAAUAAACUCUACCCUAUAACUUUCUGAUAAAAUUUAUUUAAAUUGAAAAGAAGACAAAGACAAACUAUAUUAUACAAAUAGAUUUUGUAAAUUCUAUGAUAAUGGAGUUAUAAGAAGACAGGUCAUUAGCCAUUUUAAAUAAAACACUAAAUUACUCAUCUAUAUCCUCACUUUAAGUAUAAUAAAAAUAAGAUUUUUUAAUCUAAAUUGGUUAAAUUCAUGGUCUUGCGCAAGUAUAAAAGAUUUAAUUUGAUAAUGAUUUUAAUCUUCAAAUUUAAUCUGUUGAACUCCUAAACAAUUCAUAUUCUAGAAUUGUAUAUUAUAGUAAAAAUAGCUAUCCUAAAUGA